GUGGAGCCGGAUAAAAGAAAAGAGAAAGGAGAAAAAGAAGAAAAAAGAAAAAAAGAAGAAGGAGAAACAGCAGGAGAGGAUUUGGCGUGACCGGAAACAGCAGCAGAAGACUUGGCGUGACCGGCGACUUCUGUGGGCAACCUGCUGCUUCAGGUACUUGAUUUUCAAGAUUUACCAGUAUAUUCUAACGGCUUUCAUGAGCACUCCAGGAGCCACAUCGUCAUCAGCUUCUUCUUUAACACCUCGGUGGAAAUAUGAUGUCUUCCUUAGUUUCAGAGGUGAAGACACUCGAAAUAAUUUUACAGAUCAUCUAUAUGCUGCUUUGCAACGUAAGGGUAUUGUCACCUUCAGGGACGAAGAAGGACUUGAGAAAGGAGAAUCUAUUUCACCAGCACUCUUGAAAGCAAUAGAAGAAUCAAGGUUUGCUAUCAUCAUUCUCUCAAAAAACUAUGUGUCUUCCUCAUGGUGCAUGGAGGAACUUGCCAAAAUGGUUAGAUGCAGGAAAGAGACAGGAUUGACAAUUCUUCCUAUUUUUUACCAUGUAAAUCCAUCUGAUGUACGGAAAGAGGCAGAAGCCCUUUACGAGCACAAUUUUUUUGAGAGAACGGAAACAUGGAAAGCUGCUGCAUUGAGAGAAGUGGCCAAUAUUUCUGGUUGGCAUUUACGAGAUAGCCCUGAGUCAGAAUAUAUACAACACAUAGUAGAGGUGAUAUUACAUAAAUUGAGUUCAAGUUUCUCAAGCAAUACAAAUAACUUGGUAGGAAUAGAUUCUUCAGUUGAAGAACUCAUCACUUCGUAUUAUGAUUGUGGGAACAAAGUUUGCAUGACAGGGAUUUGUGGUAUGGGGGGGCUGGGAAAGACAACUCUUGCUAGAGUUGUUUAUGAUAAGUUUUGUAGUCAUUUUGAAGGCUCAAGUUUUAUAGCUAAUGUCAGAGAAGAAUCAGAAAAAUAUGGUUUGCUUCAAUUACAAAAGCAGCUUCUUGCAGACAUUAUGGAGGAUGGAAAUAUAGAUAUAAGGGAUGUAUAUCAAGGAGUUGACAUGAUUAAGAAAAGGCUACGUAUUAAGAAAGUUCUACUUGUUUUGGAUGAUGUCAACCAAAUUGACCAAUUAGAAAAAUUGUGUGGAGAAUAUGGUUGGUUUGGAUUGGAGAGUUGGAUCAUCAUAACAACUAGAGAUGAACAUUUGUUGGUCCAACAUGGAGUGCACAAAAGAUUUAAGCCUAAUUCGUUAAAUAGUGAUGUUGCUUUAAAACUUCUUUGUUUGAAAGCAUUCAAAAAUGAGCAACCCAAAGAAGGUUAUAUGCAACUCUCUCAAGAAUGUGUACGCUAUGCUAACGGCCUUCCGUUAGCUCUUGUUACUUUGGGUUCCUUUUUGGCUGGAAGAACAAUGGAUGAAUGGCAAAGUGCAUUGGAAAGUUUUAAAAAAAUUCCUAAAAGAGAAAUAUUUGAUAUACUUAAAGUAAGCUAUGAUGAACUAGAGGAAAUGUGGAAGGAGAUAUUUUUAGAUAUUGCGUGUUUCUUUAGAGGGAAGACAAAAGAUCGAGUAGUUGAGAUAUUAGAGAAAUGUGGUUUUGAUGCGAGAAUCGGUAUAAGUGUUCUCGUUGAUAAAUCUCUCUUAACUAUAGAAAACAAUAAAUUAUGUAUGCAUGAUCUAGUACAAGAAAUGGGUAAAGAAAUUAUUCGUCAAGAAUCACGUGGAGAGCCAGGAAAGCGCAACAGGUUGUGGCUUAUUGAGGAUUUGUUUCAUGUAUUGACUAAAGAUACGGCAACAGAAGCAAUUCAAGCCAUAGUCCUAAACCGUCAUGAAUGGGAAAGAGGAUAUCGGGAGUUUGAAACCUUUCCUUUUUAUGAAUGGACAGUACAAUACCCGGACUUUGAAGUCUUCCCUGAAGCUUUUUCAAAGAUGUGUAAUCUUAGAUUGCUUAUAGUUGACAAUUUGUCUAUCUCAAAUGACCUCCAUCAUCUUCCAAAUUCCCUAAGAUUUCUUGACUGGUUUGGUUAUUCUUCAAAAUGUUUGCCAUCUAGUUUCCAUCCCAAAGAGCUCGUUGAACUUAAUUUACGGUUUAGUGAAAUUAAAUAUCUUUGGGAAGGAGUAAAGUAUUUGGACAUGUUAAAAAGCAUGGAUCUUAGUUAUUCAGCAAACAUUAUUCAGACACCUGACUUCACUGGGUUUCCAAGGCUUGAGAGACUUCGUCUUAGUUGGUGCACUAAUUUGGUUGACCUCCACCCAUCUAUUCGGCAACUCAGCAGGCUUGUUGUCUUAGAUCUUGAACACUGCAAAUCUCUUACCAAUCUUCCCUGCAUUUCCACUGAAAUGGAGUCCCUUAAAAUUCUUAAUCUUUGUGGAUGUCCCAAAAUCAUAAACUUUCUAGAAUUUAAUGGAGUUUUGACAAGCCUAUCAGAACUUCACUUGAGUGGAACUGGAAUUGAGACACUACCCUCAUCAAUCGACUGUUUGGCUGCCCUUUCUUUAUUAAAUCUAAAAGACUGUUGUCAUCUCGAGUGUCUUCCAGGUUACAUGGAUAGUUUGAUGUCGCUUGAAAAACUUGAUAUUUCGGGAUGUCGCCGUCUUGUCAACCUGCCAGACAGCCUUUGGAAAAUAAAGUGUUUGAAGGAACUUGAUUUGCAAGGUACCGGAAUUAUAGAAGUUCCCUUAGCCAAUCCUGUCUGGCAAGAUCUAUUGAAAUAUCAACUGUCAUCGAAUAUGUGCUCCAUGAACUUGGAGAGGAUAAUGCUUUUCAGAGAUGUAGAUUGCUAUCUCUCUCUCACACAUGCACAUUGUGAGAGUAGCCGUAGAGUGGCAUUUACAAUAUUGAACCGUUACCGACAGGGACUCCUUUGCCAAAAAACUGAAUACCAGAUAAUUAUUAAAGGGGAUAACCUUCCGCGAUGGUUAACACAUCAAAGUAGGGGAAAUUCAAUAAGCAUAGAGCUGCCUCCAAAUUGGUGUAAUGGUAGGUGGAUGGGAUUCUUUCUUUGUGCUUCCGUCAAUGUAAUUGGCGAAACAUUUGGUCUUGGAGCUCGUGUGAUAGCCCUUGGUGAUAUGCGUCACAGUCACUAUGCCUCUAAAACUUUCUUAAGGACGACAGCUUUGGGGAGCCACAUUUGGCUUUUGUAUUUUUCUCGAGAUGAUUGGUUCGCUACUGUUGGGAAUGGUGAAUGCAGUCAGAUUGAGCUUGUAUUUGAGAACUAUGGCUCAGUCGAGGGAGUGAGGGAAUGCGGGGUCAGUUUGGUGUACGAGCAAGAUGUGGAAGAGUUCAACCAAACACGACUCAGAAAGUCCUCCUUCCGAAAGAACACGAUUCAUCAAAUUGUUGAAUAAAUGGUCUAGAUAGGAAAUAGUCUCAACCUUCACCUGUUACUACACCGCUCUAAUGAUUUUGCUAAGAUAAUGGACAUGUCUGCAGAAGGUGAGGACCAUGUUCUGUUUAUGCCUUGACCAAUUGCUAAAUGCUUAAAUAGCGGGGAGGAUUUUCAUAGGAUUAAUUUCAAAUUUGAGGCUACUGUCACUGGUUAUGCAUAAGCAUUUCUGUUAGUCUUAUUAUUUUUUUAAGAUAAAAUCCUGGUAUGUUGUUUUGAAUUUAGAUAUGGUUUCAGUCAUGAUGGUUUGGAAAUGUAUUCAAGUGACAUAUCCUUGCAUCUUGUUUCAUGAUGACAAAAGAGGCAAGAUUUAUUUUUAGGGGUUUUAGUCCUUAUCAGCUAUGAGUUAUAUGGUUUCAUUUAUAAUGAUUUUCAUAGCAUGAAGUUCAAUUGAGUGCAUGAGUUGUAAAUCAUGGAGAAUUUUCGAAGCUAUUAGUUUUUAUCAAUCAAGCUAUAUGAUCAACUAAGAAUUUUUAGUCUUCAUUCUAGAAAUAUUUUCUUUGCAAUUCAAAAGACAAUUAACACUGUUGAAAGCCUCAUAUAAGUUCACCCUUUAAGUAAUCUUCUUUCUGGGCUAAAAGAGAGUUAUACAUAUUCAAGCGGACUUGUCUAGUUGAUAGUUAUGGCCUAACCAUCAUAUUGUUAGUAUCUUUCUUCCAAAUAUAUAGAUCAGCAUAUCAAGCCAAUGUAGAAGUCAUGAUUCUUCCCUGAUAUUGCAUGCCAUUAAACCCCCUAUGUUAUGCAUCAGGGAUUGCUAGAGGAAUUGGCUGGCAACAUGUAGGAGCCUAUAUCCAUUAGAUUGAAUUUAGAACAGUCUAUUUUGUACAAUCAUUUUUGUGUGCCCAAGGAACAAGUUUCAAAAUUUCUUCCUUUCUAUAUAAUUGUCCCCCCUUCUCCCUUCUCUUAUUUUUACUGAAAUUUAUUUGUGUUCAGCUUGAUUGUAAAGCAAAAAUAUUUAAAACCUUAAAACUAUUUCAUAUUGGAAUAAUUGAUAUCAAAUCUAUAUCUUGUUAAAAUUGGUGACAAUUGAAACCAGUGAAACGUGCUAGGCUUGUAAACUAAACUAAUUUUGAAUACUUACUUGGAUU
This is a messenger RNA of Quercus robur (English oak), 4448 nucleotides long. RefSeq names its product disease resistance protein RPV1-like. The record is from RefSeq and is a predicted model, not a curated record. NCBI's taxonomy places the organism in Eukaryota, Viridiplantae, Streptophyta, Magnoliopsida, Fagales, Fagaceae. Gene Ontology annotation, molecular function: ADP binding. Gene Ontology annotation, biological process: defense response; signal transduction. Bases 197 to 3322 code for a protein of 1041 amino acids. The transcript has 7 exons.